UGGAAUGAAUCGGCUAUUUUUGUUUGUGACGUGCUGAGUUCAAAUGGCGGAGGAGUUUGUCAAAGCUAAAAUUAAAGGAGACAAAGUCGUGCUGUUUACGAGGCCGUCGUGUCCGUACUGUAUUAUGGCCAAAGAUGUUAUGUCCAAAUACAAGUUCAAACCUGGACAUUUGGAGUAUGUGGACAUCGGCGCACAAAAAGAUAUGGGCAGCCUGCAGGACUACUUCCUGGAAUUAACCGGGGCCCGCACGGUCCCACGGGUUUUCAUUGGUGAUAAGUGUGUUGGAGGUGGCAGUGAUGUGGUGGAGCUGCAUGAGAGUGGUGACCUGGAGGUUAUGCUGCAGGGUAUCAGAGCCCUGCAGUGACCUACUAAAAAGUUUCCAGUGUCUUUGCAGGGUUCCACUUCCAGUCGCUGUCACAUGACUAUGCAGCGGGACUUGCGUAGUUUGCGGCGACGCUGUUGGUACUCGCUGAGCUCCUGCAGAUAGCCCCUGGACGGCCAGCGGAGCCUCUCCACCUGCUCCCGCUCCUCUUCUAGAAACAUACAAAUACUCAUUAUAAACGCUAAUCUUAUUGUCAACAGAGCGACAGAAUGUUGGACUGAGAAAAACGUCACAGUUAUGUUUCCUUGGCACACGUUCACUAGUGCAUAUCAUAAAUCACUCGACUGCUGCCAUAAAAACCGACAAGGUUGUUAACCCUGACAAGCAAGCAUAAGCCAACAGUGAUGAUGUCACUUUAAAUGUAUACGCUGGCCUUUUCUCCAUCUGUGCCCUUCAGUACCUGUCCAAAGCCUGCUUAUGACUGAACAAUAAAACAUGAUAAUAUUCCUUUCUGCA
Thalassophryne amazonica is the source of this 838-nucleotide messenger RNA. RefSeq names its product glutaredoxin (thioltransferase) (gene glrx). The record is from RefSeq and is a predicted model, not a curated record. The transcript has 3 exons. Lineage: Eukaryota; Metazoa; Chordata; Actinopteri; Batrachoidiformes; Batrachoididae. Bases 44 to 364 code for a protein of 106 amino acids.